This is a messenger RNA of Cheilinus undulatus (humphead wrasse), 1871 nucleotides long. It is a transcript of the gene vdac2, whose product is annotated as voltage-dependent anion channel 2. The transcript is spliced from 9 exons. Gene Ontology annotation, molecular function: voltage-gated monoatomic anion channel activity. The record is from RefSeq and is a predicted model, not a curated record. Gene Ontology annotation, biological process: monoatomic anion transmembrane transport. The coding region runs from base 159 to 1010 and encodes 283 amino acids. Lineage: Eukaryota; Metazoa; Chordata; Actinopteri; Labriformes; Labridae. Gene Ontology annotation, cellular component: mitochondrial outer membrane.
GGUCCUGAGGCGGGAUGUGAUAGGUCUGCUUUUUAGUGCAGUGCAGUCUCCUUCAGCUCGCCCUCCAACCGGUGACGCCUGCCUCGGCCGUGCGGUGUGAGGAACUUCUUCAUUAAAGUGACUUUAGUGUGCCGCUAGCUCCAUCCUCUGCCGAAAAAAUGGCCGUGCCUCCCUGCUAUGCUGACUUGGGCAAAUCAGCCAAGGACAUCUUCAACAAAGGCUAUGGAUUUGGCCUGGUGAAGCUCGAUGUCAAGACGAAGUCAGCCAGUGGAGUGGAAUUCAAAACUGCUGGUUCCUCCAACACUGACACCAGCAAAGUUGCGGGCAGCCUGGAAACUAAAUACAAGAGGCCAGAAUACGGCCUGACCUUCACUGAGAAGUGGAACACUGACAACACCCUGGGAACAGAAAUCACCGUUGAAGAUCAGAUUGCAAAGGGACUGAAGUUGACUUUUGACACAACCUUCUCACCGAACACUGGCAAGAAGAGCGGCAAAGUUAAGACCGCCUACAAGCGUGAGUACGUCAACUUGGGCUGUGAUGUCGACUUUGACUUUGCUGGCCCCACCAUCCACGGUGCUGCUGUCGUCGGUUACGAGGGCUGGCUCGCAGGUUACCAGAUGACCUUUGACACUGCCAAAUCUAAGAUGACCCAGAACAACUUCGCCAUUGGCUACAAGACAGGAGACUUCCAGUUGCACACCAACGUCAAUGAUGGAGCUGAGUUCGGAGGCUCCAUCUACCAGAAGGUGAGCGACAAGCUGGAGACGGCUGUCAAUCUGGCCUGGACCGCUGGCAGCAACAGCACACGCUUUGGCAUCGCAGCCAAAUACCAGCUGGACAAGGACGCCUCCGUCAGUGCUAAAGUAAACAACAAUAGCCUUAUUGGUGUUGGAUACACCCAGACACUUAGACCAGGUGUGAAACUCACCCUGUCUGGCCUGGUCGAUGGCAAGAACAUCAAUGCAGGAGGCCACAAGCUGGGUCUGGGCUUGGAACUGGAAGCUUAAGCCCUCCUCAUACUGCAAGGGACUAGGGAAUAUCAGAAGAAUCUGGCCUUAAAUGUAUGUCCAACUCAAACCAGCAGGGGGAUAUCGUGGAGAGAUUGGUUCAAAGGCUACAACAAACUUGUUGAGUACCACUUCAAGUUGGUGCUUCAGUCAUUGGUAUAUUUUACCUUUGUUGCUUCUUACUUUGUAGUUGCAUCUAUUCAAGAGGCAGUUGGUGGCAUAUAACUUAAAGAUCAUGUCAUUGUUUCUGUCCAGCACUGCCAUAAUAAUGAUAUCCAAUUCAAUCCCUUCAUCAACUCUGUAUGGCUUUAUUGUGAGAAUCCUAGACACUGUUUUUCUUAAUGAGAACAUCAGUGGAUGGUUUUGUGUGGUGAAUGUUGUCAACCUUCUCUCAUGAGCAUCUGAUAUUCCUUUGUCGUCUACAGUUUUCAUUUGCAAUCAUUAAGUACACUAGGCUUUUUCUGCUCUUAUUUAAAAACUGCUGCACCCUUCCUGUUCAUGCACACGAGGACAAACUGAAGCUCUAUAGUUUUGUUUUGUGCCGGCCAUCAGGGUUCAUCAUGUUCUGCUAAGCUUCCUUUAACUAGGCAGUUUCUGGGUUGCUUACAGAUAGGUUUGUAUGUAUGAGAAGAACCUGUAUGCUUGGCCAGGCAGAAUUAUUUUUGUUUUUUUCUGUGAUAACAGAAAACUGGAGCUACAUAAAUGUUCACAGUAAUGCCAAACUAUCAUCGUGUGGAAGAGGUGUAACCUAAAGUGUGCACUUGUGGAAAAGUCCCUGCACUGGGCUGAGACAGAGCCCACAGGAAGUCUUGGGGGUCCUUAUGUGUAUGUAUAAGUUUUCAAUAAAGUCUUUGAACUCCA